ACGAAUUUUUGGAAAGUUCUAUUUCUCGAAGACAAAAUGAAGGGAUUAUUUUUCAUCACCAUUGCCGCGUAUAUGGCCUACGUCGUAUAUGCUCAAGAGCCAGCCGUUAAUUGCCCGCCAUACGACCAAAACUCAGAUGGGCCACUCCUUGUUCCUCACCCGUGCAAUUGCAGCGCUUACUACGUCUGCUUCUCACCUGUAAAUAUUCCCAUGCCAUGCCCUGUGGGUCUUCAAUUCAACGACGCCACGAAGAGAUGCGAUUGGCCAUGGAUUGUAAAAUGCAGGCCUCAUGUUAAUUGCCCGAAUGCCAAGAUCCAAGAUGCAGUAGAGCCUCACGAAGAAGUAUAUCGAGAAGAAGACGAAGUAGUAGCCCAGGAAGAACAGGGAGAAGUAUUACGGGAACAAAGAGGAAGACUGUCUGCUGCCUUUUUCCACUAAGAAGUAUCCUAAAUCUACUUUUCUACACAUAAUGUGUUUAAUGUUGUAAUAUGUACGUCAAAUCAGUAAUUUAAAUGUCAUUUAUGUUAUAUCUACAUAUGAUAUAAAUUAAAAGUUUUUACACAACAUAUCUUUUUUAUUUUGAGCUUGGAAAACCUUUCAUGCACCACGUGCCUUAAUAAUGAAAAAUCAUUAUGCAUUUAGUAAUUAGUAAAAUAGGGAUUAGGCUCAGUUUGAGGAUGAGGAUUCCAUUUUUACUGUAAAGUUGCAGCAAUGUUUAUUAGUGCGAUAGAGUAUUAAAAUUAGAGGAUUUUUACUUUUCAAUCGUCUUCGAAUCUCUAAGGAACCAAUAUGAUCAAAUGGAACUUGUUAUCUGAAUCCAACUGAUGAAGUGAAUCAUCUUACAACUAUGUUUCGAUAAUACCUAUUGUUUUUAUAACUUGUUUACCUAUUUUUUAUAUUAAGAUUCUAAUUCAAUUUCGAUUAUUUCAAUUCAAAUUAUUUGUUUCUCUAAAAUACAGAAAAAGCGACAUAAAAUGUGUUAUAUCAUAAAUAGAAAUUAAAUGAGCUAUACAGAGCUGAACAUAAAACAAAAAUUUAAUUAUCUUGUUCUUUAUCGUGUACUAUAACUAUAUAUUAAUAGUGUUUGUAAGUGUUUAUAGCUAACAAAUUCUUACUCGAUAAAGAAAUACUUGAGAUAUAACGAUAAUUUGUUGAAAAUUUUGAUGACAUCAUUUGGAAAAUUUCGCAAUUCCUAUCAUGAUUCUUGUCGAUUUUAAUAGAAUAGAUUAUAUUAGUCAUCUGAUAUUCUGGAAAUUAAUUAAUUAACUCUAGAAUAUAAAUGAAGUCACCUAAUCCAGAUGAAACUCUAUAGGAUGAAUCUAACCUUGGAAGACUAAUACUUCCGAACUAUUUUGAAUUGUUGAAAAGAAAUUAAUGGACAAAUUUUUUUUUUAAAUAUAGUUUUCCUUUUCUCUAGCCCUG
Molecule: messenger RNA, 1422 nt
Organism: Osmia bicornis bicornis
Lineage: Eukaryota; Metazoa; Arthropoda; Insecta; Hymenoptera; Megachilidae
Product: peritrophin-1-like
Exons: 2
Coding region: 37-438 (133 amino acids)
Cellular component (GO): extracellular region
Molecular function (GO): chitin binding
Source: RefSeq, a predicted model, not a curated record